Lindgomyces ingoldianus is the source of this 264-nucleotide messenger RNA. RefSeq lists its product as uncharacterized. The record is from RefSeq and is a predicted model, not a curated record. The transcript has a single exon. Gene Ontology annotation, molecular function: succinate-CoA ligase (ADP-forming) activity. Gene Ontology annotation, biological process: succinyl-CoA metabolic process; tricarboxylic acid cycle. Lineage: Eukaryota; Fungi; Ascomycota; Dothideomycetes; Pleosporales; Lindgomycetaceae. The annotation marks the transcript as partial. Gene Ontology annotation, cellular component: mitochondrion; succinate-CoA ligase complex.
GCAUUGUUCGUUGAAAGGGACUCAACGUUCCUGGAAACCAGCCCCCUGUUCUGCUCUGCCCAUGGAACAUUUACCUGUUUAGAUGCAAAAUACAGUUUUGAUAAUGCUGCCGAGAAGCGUCAGAGAGAUCUGUUUGCUUUCCGCAAUGUACAAUUGAAACUGCCUGACGAAUUGAAGACCGAAAAAGAAAGCUCCGCGUUCAUCCGUCUUGGUGGGAACCAUGGAACUGGCCUUGCGAUGGCUACGAAUGAUGCGAUUGUGUUC